CCAACCUCCCCGAAACCCAUCCGCCGCCGGAUGCGCAUGAUCACGUCGUGUCUUGAGUGCCGACGCCGCAAGCUCAAGUGCGAGAAGAAGCAGCCAUGUCACAACUGUAAAAGAUUUCUGAGGGAGUGCGUUUACCUGGGCCCUAAUCUCGACGAGGCCAGCCAGCAGCGCUUGACCGAGAUCAAGGAGCAGGUCGGGUCGCUAGAGAGGCAACUCGAGCGGGACGUAGCCAAGGGAGCUACUUCCCGCUGCAGCAGUAGCCCCGGCCGCCGUGGCGACGGCGCCCGCGCGCACCAGCAGAGGUUCCUGGCCGACGACGUCGAGGCCGAGCUCGGCGACGCGCGCGACCUGCAGAUCACCCCGAUGGUGGCUCUCGACCUCACGUACGACGACUACUCCGACGGCAACGGCGCCGACGACCUCAUUGACUUGGGAAUUCGCGUCGGCAAGAUGCGGAUUACGGAGCGCAUUGGCGGCCUGAACAGGCCGCGCAUUGCGGAAGAGAUACAAGCUGGACUUGCCGAUGCCCACGGCCACUUGUUCGGCGCUCCGAGCGCAUUCGGCUGCGACGGGUCGCCCGAUGCUCCCGACCUCCCAGAUUUUCUCAAGCCCGGCGAAUCGUAUCUUCCACCCACCAGCGGACUCUUCUUUGGCCAGUCUUCGCAGUCGCCGGAGUUCUUGAGCUUCCUGCCGGCAGAGGCGUUUGGUCACAAAUUGACCCAGCGCUACUUCGAGGCCGUCCACCCCAUCGCCCGAUGCGUCCACUGGCCGUCCUUCAAGGGAUUGUACGACUCUUUUUGGGACGACGUGAAUCACGGUAUCGAGCCUCGCCCCUCGGUACAGGCAGUUGUGUUUGCUGCCUGGUUCAGCGCCGCGGUUGGCGCAGACGACGCCUUCUGCCGGGAUCAGGAGUGCAAUAAGUCCCAGCUGGUGCUCCACAUGAAGAUAGGUACCGAGACGGCGCUGAGCAAGGCUAAGUUCCUGAGCACGACCAGGUUCGAGACUCUGCAGGCCUUCAUCAUGUACUUGGUCCGACGGUUGGUCUGGCACCAACUGUGCUUCCUCGACAUCCGCACGUGCGAGGCCCAGGGGCCGAAACCCGCCAUACGGCGCGAGGACUACGAUACCAAGAUGCCCGUAAACUGUGAGGAGGAUGAGUUGACGGCGCAGACCGUGGCUCUACCAACGCCGGCCGACAAGUGGACGUCCAUGCUCCUGCCGAUCAUUCGGUUCGAGAUCAACGAGAUGAUGCGCACCAUCUGGACGGACCGGCGCAAGCUGGAGAUGCGGCGGACGACGCUGACGGCCAUGCUCUCCAAGGUCGAAAACUUCCGCAAGCACAUGUUCGAGCGGUUCAGCCGGUGGCUCAACGACCGCGUGCCGAUACAGAAGUACGCCAAGCUGGUCAUGCAGCUGCUGACCUACCGGCUCCACGUCAUGGUCCUGCACCCGUUUCACUCUAACACGGCGAACCCGCUGCCCGACAGACUGAACGGCUUGCUGGUUAUGAGCGGGAUCGAGAUCAUCGAGAUCGCGAUCCGUCUCGAGUCGAACCCCAUGUUUCGAGACUGGGCCUGGUACCUCGGCGCCUACCAGCAAUACCAGAUUGCUCUGCUCCUGGCGACCGAGAUCUACUACCGGCCGAAUCACCGGCCGGAGCGGAUAUGGCCCUGCCUCGACUGGGUCUUCCAACUCGACCCCAACGCGCCGCGGGAGCAGAAGAUCCUGCAGAUCCUGACCGAGAUCAUGAGCAAGACGAGCCUCUACAUGGGUUUGCGCAGGGUCCGCGCGCCGACGGCAGUCAGCCGCGCCGUGCCUGGCAAGCAGGCUGUCAAGGAAUCUCCGCCGCCGCCGUCGGCGCCGCCGGAACCGCUGUCUCUCCUGGCGCAAUCUCAGGGGCCGCCGCCCCGGUUUCCCCAACAGCCUGCUCCUCCUCACCCGACGAGCGUGGGCCUCAUGCCGGGGCUCAAGACCGAGUCCCUGAUGUGCCCUCCCGGCAUGCCAACGACCGCGCCACCGCUACCACCACCGCCUGUCCCGGGAUCGAUCAACGCUCUCCACCAGCAUCAGCAGGUAUCCUUCCCGCCGCCCCAGCCACCCCAACCAUCCCAACCGCCAAUGGUCUUCGCCGGCGUGACCAACGGCGAGGCGCUCUGGAGCCUCCCGCCGCGCCACAACAACGGGCCCGGCAGCCCAGAGAACAGCAGUGACGGCGGCAGCGUCGCGGGCCAGCAGCGGCGGUUCGGGGACGGGAGCAGCGACGGGGGCGGGAACGGGGCCAGCUUGGUCGGGCAGGCCGAUACGAUCAAUAUGCUGUUCACGACGGAUCCGCAGACGGGCCAGCUGAGCUUCAAGUCGUUUGUCGAU
Molecule: messenger RNA, 2367 nt
Organism: Thermothielavioides terrestris NRRL 8126
Lineage: Eukaryota; Fungi; Ascomycota; Sordariomycetes; Sordariales; Chaetomiaceae
Exons: 5
Biological process (GO): regulation of DNA-templated transcription
Molecular function (GO): DNA-binding transcription factor activity, RNA polymerase II-specific; zinc ion binding
Source: RefSeq, a predicted model, not a curated record